Fomitiporia mediterranea MF3/22 is the source of this 1043-nucleotide messenger RNA. Its product is annotated as 3-ketoacyl-CoA reductase. NCBI's taxonomy places the organism in Eukaryota, Fungi, Basidiomycota, Agaricomycetes, Hymenochaetales, Hymenochaetaceae. The coding region runs from base 14 to 1003 and encodes 329 amino acids. Gene Ontology annotation, molecular function: ketoreductase activity. The record is from RefSeq and is a predicted model, not a curated record. Gene Ontology annotation, cellular component: endoplasmic reticulum. Gene Ontology annotation, biological process: fatty acid elongation. The transcript is spliced from 10 exons.
GGCUUAUGUACAAAUGAUGCCCAGGCUCUGGCUAGCUGUAGUUCUAGCCGUUGGGCUCAUCACACUUGCGAAGUUCGCUGCGAAAACCACUAGUGUCUUCUUGCAGACAUUUAUUCUUCCCGGAAAAUCGCUGAAAAAAUACAUGUCGCGUUCCGGGUCAGGAUCAUGGGCAGUGAUCACCGGUGCAACUGACGGUAUUGGAAAGGAGUUCGCAUUGCAGCUCGCAAAACGCGGUUUCAACAUCGUCAUUGCCAGCCGGUCAGAGGAGAAAUUGAAGCUGACAGCCAGCGAAAUAGAGGCCCAAACAAAAGUGAAGACGAAGACGAUUGCGAUAGACUUCUCUGCAGCUAGCGAAACGAACUACAAGGCCCUUGCCAGUGCCUGUGCUGGUCUGGAUAUCGGAGUACUGGUGAACAACGUCGGACGAUCGCACGAGCUCCCAGUCUCGUUCGUAGAGACACCUCUUGACGAACAACAAAGUAUUGUGGGCAUCAACAUCAAAGCUACUCUUCGUGUCACACAGAUCGUUUUGAAGAACAUGCUUCAGCAGCGCCGAGGUCUUAUUUUGACGCUUUCUUCCUUCGCCGGAGCAACGCCCUCUCCCCUCCUCGCGACGUACUCAGCUACAAAGGCAUUCCUGCAGACUUGGUCCGAUGCACUGCAAGCUGAGUUAAAUGGAACCGGGAUAGACGUGGAAUGCGUUUCGACGUAUUUCGUUGUUAGCAACAUGUCCCGUAUCCGCCGCUCAUCCAUCAUGAUCCCCAUGCCAAAGGCGUACGUGUCGUCCGUCCUCAGAAAGAUCGGCCUUCCAUGUGGAGCACUUUGGACAGGUCGCCCAUCAACGUCAACCCCGUACUGGUCACACUCUCUCCUUGAUUACUUCAUCAAUGCUGUUGGAUGGAAAGCUGGAUUCAUCGCUUAUACCCUUAAUUUGCACAAAGAUAUCCGACGCCGUGCUCUGCGCAAGAAAGAACGCGAAGCCGCAGCACUCAAGAAGGACUAGAUCACUGCUGCCUCCACCUCCACUUUAUCCCUGAACUAAU